UAUAAAGAGAGAAGUCACUUGAGUCCUCCACACACUCAGGAUGAAAAUCCUUCUGCUGAUCACUCUGCUCACAGCAGGUGCUACUACAUCCCGAGUCAGACGUCAGGCUGGGUGGCAGUAUGGCAGUCUGUUCCACUGCACCGUACCUUUGGUUUUUUCCUUCACGCAGAACCACUACUAUGGCUGCCUCUGUGGCUUUCUCAGCAGGGUCACCCAGGUGGAAAAGAGGUGCUGCCAGACUCGUGACAACUGCUAUGCUCAAGUCAAGAAGGUGGAAAGCUGCAAAUCCCUCAUAGAUAACCCUACGAAGCUUCUAUACAUACUUGUGCUCUGGGAAUAA
Molecule: messenger RNA, 340 nt
Organism: Peromyscus leucopus (white-footed mouse)
Lineage: Eukaryota; Metazoa; Chordata; Mammalia; Rodentia; Cricetidae
Product: phospholipase A2-like
Exons: 3
Coding region: 41-340 (99 amino acids)
Biological process (GO): arachidonate secretion; phospholipid metabolic process
Molecular function (GO): A2-type glycerophospholipase activity
Source: RefSeq, a predicted model, not a curated record